Messenger RNA from Struthio camelus australis, 2234 nucleotides. RefSeq names its product eukaryotic translation elongation factor 1 delta (gene EEF1D). NCBI's taxonomy places the organism in Eukaryota, Metazoa, Chordata, Aves, Struthioniformes, Struthionidae. Gene Ontology annotation, biological process: translational elongation. The record is from RefSeq and is a predicted model, not a curated record. Gene Ontology annotation, molecular function: translation elongation factor activity; guanyl-nucleotide exchange factor activity. Gene Ontology annotation, cellular component: cytosol; eukaryotic translation elongation factor 1 complex.
UUUCUUCUCCCUGACUUUGCAGGAACUAAAAAAAUGAAGACAAGGAAGCUUCCCUGCCCAGUAGAAAAAGUAUGGGUAGACAAGCACAAAUACGAUGAAGCAGAGAGACUCCACUAUGAAAGAGAAGCUAUGCUGGCUGCCGCAGCCCCUGAGGAAUGCCAGGAGGUGGAGGCUGUAAAUGGAGUCUGCAAUGAUGACUCUGCUGAAAGUGAAUGCAAGGGAGACCUGAGAAAAGGAAAAAAUGGAAAGAAACAAAAGAAAAGGAAGCGUUCCCCGAAACCCAAAAAUGUGGUCUCCCAAGUAGACUUUAUUCUGACUGGCUUAUUAGCUGAUCAUGUGUGGUUUGACAAGCCCUUCUAUGAUCACGCUGAGAACGUGUACAGGAAAAACCUAGUGGAUUGUCAGAGCCAGCAGGCACUUGAGACUGAACUAACUGUUGCUGAGCGGUCCACUUCAGUGUCCAGGUCAGAAGUUGUCCAAGAGGUUUCUAAGCCAAGGAUGUUUUCAGCAACCCUGUCCUGCUCCCAUGGUAGUCUGACUGCAUGUCACCAUGUUGUUCAGGAUGUCUGGGUCAACAAGGUUGACUUUGAUAAGGCCGAGAAGGUGUUCAUCGAAAAAUCUCAGUUCUUUGUUCCUCCACAUGUCUUAACCAUUCCAUGUGCGUGGACAAAUGUUGAUAAUGUUGGACUGAGAACACCGGAUGAAGGUUACGUUACAGCCUUGCCUACUCCUGCCACUCCAAGCUUAGCUCCUGAUGUCGUAGCUCAUCCAGAUGCUUCCUUCAUUACCAGUUUGCCUGGCUCUGUACACCAGACGGUAAAUGGUAAGCCACAAAUUUCAAGCUUGCAGGCCCUCAUGUCAGAGGUGUGGCUAGAGAAACCGCUCUAUGAUGAUGCUGAGAAGAGCUUCUAUGAGAACAUGUUUGAUGGGCACCCGCCAGGCAAAGCCAGACUGCAGGACCGUGGCUGCCCUGAAGCCUUGAAGAGGAACCACAGAGACAGGAAGAGUCACAGCCCCGGGCAGCAAACGGACAUCAAGCAUGUGGAGUUCACGAACUCCCCGCUUCCCAGUGAUGCUGAGCAGCCUCCAUCUACUUGCUAUUUUCUGCACGAGGACAGUGAAUCUGUGUGGCUUAACAAGUUGGUGUACGACAGUGCCGAGUCACGAUAUCGUGCAUUGGAGGCUCAGAAAAUGUCAAGAAUGGGAGCGAGUGUGGAGGUGCCAGAAUCCACAGUAGUAAAACCUUCUCAACCAGCUGCUUAUGCUUCAAGUGUACCUGCUCUGGAAACUAAAAAAAUGGCAGUCGACUUCCUUUCGCAUGAGAAGAUCUGGUUUGAGAAAUUCAAGUAUGAUGAUGCUGAGAGAAGAUACUAUGAGCAGAUGAAUGGGCCAGUUAGCAGUUCUUCACAGCAACAGGAGAACGGAGCCAGCACGAUCCUACGCGACAUUGCCAGAGCCAGGGAGAAUAUCCAGAAAUCGCUGGCCGGAAGUGCAAGCACAACCUCUUCUGGGCCUACUGGUGAUCAAAAUGAACUCAUUUCCAGAAUUUCUCAUCUGGAGGUAGAAAACCAAAACCUUCGCAGUGUUGUGGCAGAUCUUCAGAUGGCCAUCUUCAAGUUGGAAAGCCGCCUGACUACUCUGGAAAAAUCAUCUACCUCCCAUCAGCCCUCAUCAGUUCCACCAACCCAGAAAGUGGAACCAUUCAGUGUUCCCUCCAAGAAAGUGGAGCUCCCAUCUGCUUCAAUUGCAAAGAAAGUUGAGGCAGCUGCUGCAGAGGAUGAUGAGGAUGAUGACAUUGACCUUUUUGGUAGUGACGAUGAAGAGGAAGACCAAGAGGCUGCCAAAGUCCGGGAAGAGAGACUGCGUCAGUACGCAGAGAAGAAAGCCAAGAAACCGGGUCUAAUUGCCAAGUCUUCCAUCCUUCUGGAUGUUAAGCCGUGGGAUGAUGAGACCGACAUGACAAAGAUGGAGGAGUGCGUCCGGUCCAUCCAUAUGGACGGGCUUGUGUGGGGAGCCUCCAAGCUGGUCCCCGUAGGCUAUGGCAUUAAGAAGCUCCAGAUCCAGUGUGUGGUGGAGGAUGACAAAGUUGGGACGGACAUCCUGGAGGAGGAGAUCACCAAGUUUGAAGACUAUGUGCAGAGCGUUGACAUUGCUGCUUUCAACAAGAUCUAGAAGCAGACCUAUAUAUCCUCUCUGAAAGUGUGAUUAAUAAAGGUCAAGAUUGGGAGUGCGGA